CAACUCGAAUUCCCAAAAAGCAAAAGAGAAGCCGAGAAAGGAACCCUUCCCUCCUCCUCCGCUCUUCGGUUCACUCGCUUUCACGCCCUUUGCUUCGAAUUCCAAGUUGGGAGUAGGAUGAGCGAGUUCUGGAUCUUCGAUUUGGUGCCGGCGUAGUGUCACUGCUUUGUUACUGAUGGCCAAGCGCGUGUAUGAAGUGUGGAAAGGGGGCAACAAAUUUCUCUUUAGUGGUAGGUUGAUAUUUGGACCUGAUGCGAGAUCACUGCUUAUCACCAUCUCUCUUAUUGUUGCCCCUGCUGCAAUCUUCUGUGUGUUUGUCGCACGACAUCUGCGCCACAAGUUUUCUCCACAUGAUGUGGGAUACUCUAUUCUGGCUGUUGCUAUCGCUUUUACUAUCUAUGUGCUGGUGCUGUUGUUGUUGACUUCAGCUCGAGAUCCAGGUAUUGUUCCCCGUGCUUCACAUCCUCCUGGGGAAGAUUUCUCUUAUGACACUUCAGUUCCUAAUGAACCCGGUGGAAGACAAACUCCAAGUUUACAGUUUCCUCGUAUCAGAGAGGAGAUAGUAAAUGGUGUACCUGUUAGAAUAAAAUAUUGUGAUACCUGCAUGCUCUAUCGGCCUCCUCGGUGUUCUCAUUGUUCAAUUUGCAAUAAUUGUGUGGAGCGCUUUGAUCAUCAUUGCCCUUGGGUUGGACAGUGCAUUGGACAGCGCAACUAUCGCUACUUUUUCAUGUUUGUAUCAUCUUCAACUCUUCUUUGCAUCUAUGUGUUUUCAAUGUGCGCUCUGUACAUCAAGUUUCUCAUGGAUGAGAAUUAUCCUACAGUAUGGAAGGCACUGAAACACUCUCCUGCCUCUGUGUUUCUUAUGAUAUAUUGUUUUAUUGCUCUGUGGUUUGUUGGUGGUCUCACUGGAUUUCACUCAUACCUAAUCAGUACCAACCAGACAACAUACGAGAACUUCCGUUACAGAUCUGACAACAGAGACAAUGCUUACGAUCGAGGUUGUGUGAACAACUGUCUCGAAGUAUUCUGCAGAAAAACAAAGCCUUCAAGGAAUAAAUUCCGGUCCUUUGUAAACGAGGAUCCUCCAAGACCACCACCAAUCAACCGUUACCGGGAGUCCGAAGACGAAUCAGCUAGUAAUCCACGAUCAAAAGUGGAAGAUGAUCUUGAGUUUGGCGGAGACCUUUUAAAGAUCUCCCAGCGCCGUAACUUUGAGGAGGUUGACGAUGAAAUAGAUGUCCGGGAUGGCAAUGGAACACACGGCAUCAUCACAGAGUCCGAAUUAGUUUCAGGUGUUGACCCGCAGCUUCCAGUUAGCAGAUCAGAAGUACGAAACUCUAGUUGGGGCCGGAGAAGCAGCAGCUGGGAGAUCUCAGCCGAGGUUCUGGCUGCAAACUCCACAGCAACAGAAAGCAGGAUUCAAGUCCGGAACGAAGCUCGUUAAAUGCACCAUCCUCCGAUAAAGUUUGAUCGAUUAUCGUUACAUCGGUUUAAUUUGUUUCACAAGAUGUAAAAGCAAAAUGGCAGGGGCUGUUCAAGAAUCAAGAUAAUGAUAUGAAGUGAAGUCUUAAUUGGUUGUAGAGCUACCUCUCAUUAAAGUUGUUUUUUAAUAUGUAGUUGUUGCAUAAUUCUUUUUGUAAA
Dioscorea cayenensis subsp. rotundata (Guinea yam) is the source of this 1641-nucleotide messenger RNA. RefSeq names its product protein S-acyltransferase 8-like. Lineage: Eukaryota; Viridiplantae; Streptophyta; Magnoliopsida; Dioscoreales; Dioscoreaceae. The transcript is spliced from 5 exons. The coding region runs from base 176 to 1444 and encodes 422 amino acids. The record is from RefSeq and is a predicted model, not a curated record. Gene Ontology annotation, biological process: protein targeting to membrane; peptidyl-L-cysteine S-palmitoylation. Gene Ontology annotation, molecular function: protein-cysteine S-palmitoyltransferase activity. Gene Ontology annotation, cellular component: endoplasmic reticulum; Golgi apparatus.